Eruca vesicaria subsp. sativa (arugula) is the source of this 354-nucleotide messenger RNA. The record is from the annotation of a GenBank genome assembly. NCBI's taxonomy places the organism in Eukaryota, Viridiplantae, Streptophyta, Magnoliopsida, Brassicales, Brassicaceae.
AUGUUGAGCUUGAUUCUCGAUGUCCAUCUGCUGGGAGUGCUUAUCAUUAUGCUUAUAUUUGUCUUGGUGAAGGACAAACUUCAUGUGUUCUUAGCUCGACAAACCAUACCCGGACUUGGUAUUGUGGUUGAUCCUUGUGCAGCACUGCUGAGCUCAUUAGUACAAGCAAUUGUAGCAUCAGUGAAUCUUUCAAGACUGGCUGGGUUGGAUAUGAUCUUCCUGAUGGUUAUUGUUGGAUUGGUCCCUUACUAUACUUUGGAUCCUGAUACUCCUAUCUCCUCUACAUUUGGAGACAGUGUGAUGCAAUGGGCAGCGUACAUCUUAACUACUGGGGCAAUAACUGCUACUAGAUAA